Rhododendron vialii is the source of this 1320-nucleotide messenger RNA. RefSeq names its product phosphatidylglycerophosphate phosphatase 1, chloroplastic/mitochondrial. Gene Ontology annotation, molecular function: phosphatidylglycerophosphatase activity. The transcript is spliced from 5 exons. The record is from RefSeq and is a predicted model, not a curated record. NCBI's taxonomy places the organism in Eukaryota, Viridiplantae, Streptophyta, Magnoliopsida, Ericales, Ericaceae. Bases 59 to 1111 code for a protein of 350 amino acids.
GGAGUAGCAUUGGCCAGUUGGGUUCUAUGAAACAGCACUAAAAUUAAUUAAAGAUGGGAUGAGGCUUGAAACUAUGCACUCCACCUCGGCUGCCCCAUGCCCAUGGCAAGUAUGCUAUUACCCCAUCCCUAACCGCUACCAAUUCCAUCGACAACCUCUUCAUCUCUCUACCAAACCAACUACCCCCAUUUCUUCACCUCUAAAUUGCCAGACCCACUUUAGAAAUAACCCUUUCCUCACUCUCCCCUCUACAAACAGUUGCAUUAGUGAUCAACACAGAAAGAAUCCAGAUGACAAGCGUGAAUUUUCGCAAGAGUUUUGUUCUUCGAUCGAUGAAAACGGUGAAAUAAACAAAACCCAGAGAAGGAAGAGUCCAGAAGGUAAAGAGGAAGCGGAGAGAGAAGCCAAGGGCAGGUCGAGCCUUUCGACAAACAUGUGGUGGGCAGACUUCAAAGGAGCGUUGGGGCAGAGGAUUAACCUGGAAGGCGUCGUUAGUUCGGUGUCGGUGCUGGCGAGGGACCGGCACCUGGCGCUGCCGCACGUGUCGGUACCGGAUAUAAGGUACAUUGAUUGGGAUGAGCUGAGGAGCAAGGGUUUUCGAGCUGUCGUGUUUGACAAGGACAACACUAUUACUGUUCCUUACUCUUUGAGGUUGUGGGGGCCUCUUGGAUCCUCUAUUGAACGAUGUAAAUCGGUUUUCGGUGACGAUAUCGCCGUGUUCAGCAAUUCUGCUGGGUUAUAUGAGUUUGAUCCUGAUGGGAGGAAAGCUAGAGCUGUUGAGUAUGCUAUUGGCAUUAAAGUAAUAAGGCAUGGGGUAAAGAAGCCUGGUGGAACAGCUGAAGAGAUCGAAAAACACUUUGGCUGUGAAUCAUCACGACUCAUCAUGGUUGGUGAUCGUCCCUUCACGGAUGUUGUUUACGGGAACAGAAAUGGGUUUUUGACUAUUUUGACUGAACCAUUGAGUCUUGCGGAGGAGCCUUUCAUCGUUAAGCAGAUUAGGAAACUUGAAGUUGCUCUUGUGAACCGGUGGUCUAAGAGAGGGUUGAAGCCUACAAGUCAUGGGCUACUCCCAGAUGCUGGCUGCUGUGUGAAAGAUCCGCCACCUUUGUAAGAAAUGUUGGGUAGUGAAAACUUAUGCGUUUUGUAGCUAUUGACAAUCUUUUUUUAUGUACCACCGUUAUAUUGUCUAUGGGACUCCAUGAAAGUCAUUUUCGUUGAGUGCUUAAUCAACAUUGGCCAACCACAGUUGGAAUUUUUGAAAGAAAGGUAGCGAAUGGAAAAUCCUAGCUAAGAAUGUCAACUAUUCAUCCUUUAUUGGUC